AUGGCACCAUAUGAAGCAGAUGCCCAGAUUACCUUCCUUGUAAAUAAAGGAUAUGCUGAUUUUGCUGUGUCUGAAGACUCAGAUUUGCUUGCAUAUCAGUGCGAAAAGGUAUAUGUGUAUUUUUAACAAUUUGCUAUAAUAAAAAGAGAUGGCAUGUUGAUCUACCUACAAUCCUUUGCAGGCAGCAAGCAUAAAUCCGCAAAAGAGUGACAAGAAAAACAGACAAUGACAUGAAACUUAAACCGAUAAGUAUAACUGACAUUUUGUGUGUUAUUUAAAAAAACAUUUGACUGUUGUUUUAACAUUUCCAACUACAAUGCACUGUGGGUAAAUCGACAGCCGCCAUCUUUUAUAUUAUGGCAGAUUAGAUUUCUAUAUCAGGUGAUAGUUACAGUACUAUCACAGUAUAGAAAUCGAGAGCAUAGGCGUACGGGCACAUUAUUUUUGGGGGGCUGGGCUGAAUUUGCCCGAAUGGCAUGACGUCAUAGAUUUUGUGACGUCAUCAUAAAAUUAUACAAUCUAAGAAGACUACAAAUGAAAGGCUUUCGUUUGAAGUCUUUGAAGAUUGAUAUAAAAAGAAAUAUGUCGUCCAUAGCCAUUUCAAUUAUAAGCUAAAUAUAUGGCAUUACGAUUCACAAAGAAAGAGAAAGUUACUAACGUAACAACAUUUUUUGGUAUAAAAUGGGUAAUUGGACAAGUACUGGUGCAAGACAUUGUGUAGCCUAAAUAAUGAGAGGACCAGUAUUCCAAAAAUUGUUGUCCUUAAUUUCUUAACUCCGACUCCUGUGAUGAACAUGUAUGUAAAACCAAGGGAAAUUACGAUUAUAUAGAAACUAAAAUAGGUGGAAAUGUUAUGGGACACAAUAAAAGGCGAGGAUAAGGAGGAAGGCAACCCUGUCCGCGUUUCGACCUAAAGAUGGUGUAACAUUUUCACUGUCCGUCACCGUAUUCUGUUUACUAUUUUCUCUGAGCUGUGGCAGUGAAUUUAAUUCAUCAACAUCAAUGAACGUUGUCAUUGGUUCUGUUUGGUCUUCGCUCAUGGGUUCCUUCACAUUUUUCUCAGAUAGAUCUUCAUCAAAAGACACCAUGACUGCAGAAUUUUUACUACAACUCGAUUCAGUUCCAAGUAGGGUUAGGUCAUACUGCAGCCUGCAGGUCAUCAUCCUUGGUUUUCAUGUUACUUUUUACAAAGAAAGUAUUGAUUUUCGACUGGGAUGAAUCCGAUGAUUCCAUCACUGGAUGACAUUUUACUUUUUUACCAUUGUGAACCAAUCGAGAAUGCACCUCUUUAUAGUCACUGUCGAUUUCCUUAUUGCAUUCCUUGCACCGAACGCGAUGUCGGUACUGUCUUUUACGAGAUGCCAUUGUAAUCUUCUAGGCGAUUGUUUCUAUAGGGAUUGUGGAGUUAAUUGUCGUAAAAUCAACAAUUUUUUAAUGAUUGUAAAAAAACGGCGCAUUUUUAUGUCUAUCUAAAAGUCUAAAAUUAGUCACAUUAGGCCAUUGUACAGUAUUUGUAUGGUUACGUCAAUGUCAAUUAUAAUGUAUAGUAUCUAUUUUCAGUGACUGGUGUGUCAUAGCCGUGGUGCCGCCCAGGGCCAGAGACUGUAUUUAGCAACCAGUGCUAUCAAGGGAGAUAAACAUUGCUGAUCCGAUUGUUACUACGCACACUCAUACCACACCUUCGCAAUAUGUGCAGCUAUAUACUAUAUACUUAUAUAGUUUAAUAGUUGUAUAGCCUACAUUAUGCUAGGUAAAUUGCUGAAUAUAGGCAUGAAUACAGUAGUGACAUUUUAUUGGUAGCCAUAGCAAUUGUUCCUUUGUUCUAACUUCUAGCCGUUUCUGUGGGGAUUUACGUUGGUGGUAUGUGCGUAAAAAUCAAAACCAAAUCCGAUUAAGUUAGAGCACUUGACCUUUAAUAAAUAUUAACCUGAUGCAUCAUGCUUGAAUCCAGCUAUGCGAUCUAUGGUAGUAAUAAAUAUACACAAACGUAGUGAAACGUUGCCAUUACAGAUUUACAGUGCAUGAUUGAACCUGUAAAAGUUGAACUUUUUGAAAUCAUACUUCUGUUCCGCUUUAUGGAUCAAUAUAUUUGUCUAACAUCCAGGCCGUUGUUGCCUGAAUUACAAGAUUCUCAAAAAAUUGGGGGGGGGCUCCUCCCGUACGCCUAUGAUCGCGAGUGAAUAAUCUUUUUUUUUGUUAAAAAAAAGUGAGAAAACAACAUUUCAAAAAGUUUUUACUAUUUUACUUGUGAUAAACUGGCAAAAAAAUGUGAUGAAGAAAUGGUUUUUCACCACUCGCUAUCUAUCAACAAUGCAGAAUGCAGCAUUUGCAUUAGGACUCAACUAACUUUUUACUAAAUAUAUAUACAAUACAGUUAGUUUUGAUAGUACUGGAUAAUGGAUUCAUCACUGGGGAGAACCAGAUUUAAUUUUUUGCACAUGAAUAAUAGACCUUUUCAAGCUUGUAUUUUCCAUGUAAGAAAGAAUAAAUUAUCUAUUAUGAUAUUUCAGGUACUUGUUUAAGCUACAAACAAAUGGGACAGGUGACUUUGUGGAGCUGGAAAAAGUCUUGAAACAUUUAAACCUAAAUGCAGAUAAGUUCACUGACAUGUGCAUUGCUGCUGGCUGUGACUACCUUGAUAAUAUUCGAGGCAUUGGAAUUAACAAGGCCAAGAAAACUGUUUCCAAGAACGAAACAUAUCUAAAUGUAUUACAGACCUUGAAGUUUGCUCCAGUUGACUACAGCAAAUGCUUUGAACAAGCUCGGAUGGUUUUCCAUUUUCAAACAGUCAUUGAUCCAAGCAUAUGUGAGACUGUCCCAUUAACUAAUAAUGGUGACACCAUGGACAACGAACUUCAAUCCAUUUGUGGACAGUAUUCUCUUGUACCAUAA
Paramuricea clavata is the source of this 2892-nucleotide messenger RNA. NCBI's taxonomy places the organism in Eukaryota, Metazoa, Cnidaria, Anthozoa, Malacalcyonacea, Plexauridae. The record is from the annotation of a GenBank genome assembly.